Molecule: messenger RNA, 1559 nt
Organism: Ichthyophthirius multifiliis
Lineage: Eukaryota; Ciliophora; Oligohymenophorea; Hymenostomatida
Product: leishmanolysin family protein, putative
Exons: 1
Biological process (GO): proteolysis; cell adhesion
Cellular component (GO): membrane; cytoplasm
Molecular function (GO): metalloendopeptidase activity
Source: RefSeq, a predicted model, not a curated record
UAUAAUACAAAAAAAUGAAAUAAUUCCUUAUAAUUCUAUAUCUAAUAUCCUGUAUUAUCAGUUUUAGACUUCUUAAACAUAAAUGUGUUCACGAUUAAAUGAAAUAAAAAUACAAAUACAAAUCGAUACCACCUGAUAUGGAAUCUUUAGAUAUCCGUAAUUUAUAAAAUAAAACUCCCCGUAAUAUGGUAAUAACCUAUGACAUGUCUUAUUUUUCAAGAUUACCUUCUCAUGAUAGUAAUAAAUAAUUAAUUGGCUUAUGCGAGAAUGCCCUAUAAUUGGCAAUUGAUUAUUUUUCUCGUUUAAUAAAAAUAAUUCCAAAAUCUGAAGUAAAUAUGAGAUAUAAAUCUUCCAAAUGUGGAAAUGUUGUAGUUCCUUAAAUAGACAAAACUAAUGGAAAGAAUUCUGAUUUACAUUUAUAUAUAUAAUAUGAAAUGGAUCUUGAUUCGUAGUAUUAUGCCUCUGCAACUUGGUGUUAAUUUUUGGAUGGUCAAGGACCUUCUCAUGGUUUGAUUAACUUCAAUUUUGCUGAAAUAGUAAAUAUAGAAUUGACUGAUUAUAUUGAAUACAAAAAUUUAAUUGAAAUAAUUAUCCAUGAAAUUACUCAUAUAUUAGGUUUUAGCGAUGAUGAUAUGCCUAAAUGGAUAAAUUCUAAAGGAACUCCAUAUAGUAAACCUACUAUUACAUAAAAAAUAAGGGGAAUCGAUACUUUGUUGCUUAUAACUCCUCAUGUUUUGGAAUUUGCUCGUAAAUAUUUCAAUUGUCCUACCUUACCUGGUAUGCCUCUUUAAAAUUUAGGAAAUUAAAGUUCUAAAAAUUCUCAUUGGGAAAACACAAUUAUCCAAAACGAAUACAUGAAUGCAUCUGUAUCAAUGACUUAAGCUUAUUUUAGUGGUUUUACAACUAAUCUUUUAAGAGAUACAGGUUUUUAUGCUUAAAUAGACGAAUCUAUGGAAGAAUAAAUGUUCUAUGGAAAAGGAAAAGGCUGUGAACACGUUCUUAGUUAAUGUAGAACUUCAACAAGAGAAUUCUGUGAUCCUAAAACUGACGAGAAAUUAUGCGAUUUUUACCACAAUGGUCUUGCUACAUGUACAACUAGUUAAUUUAAUGAUCCUGGUUGCAAUAAUUUAUAUACCAAACCAGAAUAUAAAUGCUGGGAUGUUAAUAGUGAUUUGAACUAAAAUUAAUUUAUUGAAAGAAAUGGAAUUUACAUUGGGACUGAUUCGAGAUGUUUUAACUCAAACUUGCUUUCUAAAAAAAUAUAAAAAAAAAAUGAAAGAAUGGUGGGUUAUUGCUUUAAAUAUGAAUGCAAUGCAAAUGGAUAAUAAGUCACUAUACAUAUAUAAAAAGAAAAAAUAGUUUGUAGAAAUAAUAAAGAAAAAAUGACAGUUUAAAAUUAUUAAGGAUAUAUAGAAUGUCCGGAAAAUAUAUAAGAAUUUUGUGGGUUUAAAAAAAUAUGUCCAAAUUUCUGUAGUGGAAAAGGAUUUUGUUAAAAAAAUAAAUGUUAUUGUAUUAAAGGAUUCAGUGGAGAAGAUUGCUCUAAAAAAUAAAAAUUAUGA